Messenger RNA from Mercurialis annua (annual mercury), 425 nucleotides. RefSeq lists its product as uncharacterized. The transcript is spliced from 3 exons. The coding region runs from base 59 to 250 and encodes 63 amino acids. NCBI's taxonomy places the organism in Eukaryota, Viridiplantae, Streptophyta, Magnoliopsida, Malpighiales, Euphorbiaceae. The record is from RefSeq and is a predicted model, not a curated record.
UUAUUUUUGUUGUUCUUCAUUCAAGCAUUUUUAGAGAAGAAUAAAAUUAGAAAGAAAAAUGACAGUGAUGGGAAGGUUGAAAAUAUUUGUAGUACAGGAGCCAGUUGUCGCUGCUUCUUGCCUUAUCGCCGGUGUUGGUUUAUUUCUUCCGGCAGUGGUUAGACCGAUUUUGGAUUCUUUCGAAACGAGCAAGGAAGUCCCUCAGCCUGCCUUAAGUGAUGUUGUUGCAGGUGUGCGUAAAAAGCAAUGAUGAAUGAAAUAUGCUGACAUCAAACAUUCUCCCGUGCUAAGUAGCAUGAAAUAAGCUUUCUUUUUUCUGUUAUGUUCAACUUUGAGAAGUAUUGGCAUUGAAAUUCAUUUUCUGUACAAUUUUUUAAAAUUCUUUUGCCUGGUUGAAUUAAAACAUUGAAACUAUUAAGGGUUAA